This is a messenger RNA of Ostrinia furnacalis (Asian corn borer), 910 nucleotides long. It is a transcript of the gene CCAP, whose product is annotated as crustacean cardioactive peptide. The coding region runs from base 73 to 459 and encodes 128 amino acids. The transcript has 5 exons. NCBI's taxonomy places the organism in Eukaryota, Metazoa, Arthropoda, Insecta, Lepidoptera, Crambidae. The record is from RefSeq and is a predicted model, not a curated record.
GUACAGUGUCCAUUCUUCCCGGAAGAAGUCCAGGUCGGCCAUCUUUGCUCAGCAGCUGUCAGUUUUCCCGCCAUGGCGCCCGUUUCCCGCGUUUACGUGCUGUUCGCCGUGUUCGUUAUUUUGGUGGACUGCUGCUAUUCGGCCACGAUCCCGAGGUCCUUCGACCCUCGGCUCUCGGAGGAAAUGGUGAUGACGCCCAAGAAGAGACCCUUCUGCAAUGCUUUCACAGGAUGUGGUCGCAAGCGAUCCCAGGGUGCACCAGGCAUGCCGGUCCAAGAGCUGAUGAGGCAGCGACAGUUUGUAGACGACGACGCCCUAAAUUCAUUCCUGGACUCCGAAAACGCCAUUGAAGAACUCUCCCGCCAAAUCCUGUCCGAAGCCAAACUCUGGGAAGCGAUCCAGGAGGCCAGCGCCGAAAUCGCUCGACGAAAGCAGAAGGAAAUCAACUACAACCAAUAAAUACCGCUGUAUUAAAAAAUUACACCACUGGCUAAAUAUCUAGAUGGCCGUAGCGUUUAGCUCAAGUUUUUAAAUAAUCUCUAAAAGGCUGUACGGUUGUAUUUCUUUGUUGUUAUUUUUGUUGGACCUCAACAUGUUUGACAGUUUAUUCCUUCGUCGUUAUUAAAGUACCGGACCUCAAGCCGUAAAAAUUUAAAAAGUUUUUAAACAACUGUCAAAAAGCGCGCCAACGUUUGACGUUUGCGUUUCUUUCUACGUAAUCUAACAGAAAAUUAAUUUAUUCAAAUUCAAACUCAUGUUUAAUGUAAGGAAGUUGUUUUGUUUUUAAUCUUAAUUAAGUCUAGGGGGUGACAUAGGUUACUUGUAUAGGUAGAUGAUUAUUUACAUAGUUUUUAAGUUCCUUGUUACUGGCUAAUAAAACAUUAUAGCAUUUUUAUAAAAACUUAAAUGA